AUGGCGUUCGCAGCCCCCGUCAGCAGAGACGGGUUCUCUUUCGCAGGCGACUCUUUUUCCGUUUCUGCGAGCGGUCAUGUUCACCGGCGGAGCACGCUACCAGAACUCAAGGCGCACUUCAAAGCAAUCGGGAGUGGCAAAGAUCAACCGGGCCACUGGUACGAAGCCCAACUUCUUCACUAUGGCCUUAACCCCUCCAAGGUGAAGGGUACGGCCAAAAUGCGUCUCAUGGAAGCUGUUGCUGCUGGGAAAAUGACAGUUCCAGCCUCGCUGACUGCUCUGGAAAAGGACAUGAAGAAGGAGUGGACCAAGGCGAAUAAAGCUACUAUGGUUGCAACACCCAAACCAUCUGGAACAAGAGCCGCAGCUGGCACUAAGAGAAAGGCAACUGAUGUGCAAGUCGUUGCCACAGGGGGAACAUCUGUCAGUGUUUCGGUUACUGUGAGCCACGGAGCGGAUAUGCACGCUGCGAAGAAACCGAAGGCCACUCCAAGAACCACGUCUACGAAACAGGGUGCAACAAAGACGAGCAAGUCUGCCACGCCGAAGGCCAACGGACCGAAGGCCAGUGCAUCACGAACAAGCAUGCGUGAUUCUCCUCCUACGUCACUUGGCCAAAGUCGACAAACAAACACUCUACUUGCGGCGUCAACGUCAUCUCCAGUCCCUCGGAAGCAGUACGCACGUCGAGGAAACCCCAACUUCGGAGGUCGCAUCAAGAAUGAACGUGAAUUCGAGAACGAGGACAACAUCAGCUCAUUCGACUACAUUCCAUCUGGCGCUGCCUCCUCUUCUACUGGUUCAUCUUACCCAAGGCAGACCGCUCGCCGUGGUAACCCUAGCUUUGGUGGCAGAAUCAAGCGCGAACCUGUGGUCAAAGGCGAAUUUGACGACAUACCCCCUCCGGUUAGUCUUCUGCCCCUCGGUCUGAUCAAUGGUCGCUACGAGGUUGUGUACAUGGGCUUUGGCCGCAGCUAUCUGAACGAAGACUACCGUUACCUUGUAUGCACCAUUGAGGGCGAUCGGCUAUGGGUGUCUUUUGAUUUCAAGGUCGUCAGAGGUGUUAUGCAAACACAUACGCGACCGAUGGUGUCUGACCUGGAGCCAUUGCUGUUUCACUGGUGCGGAGAAGGACCAGACGGCAGGACCUACGACUGUUCUCAUGAGGCGUCUUUGACAUUCGUUGGGGGCGGGGUGAUCGAGGGUACUAUCGAGUUCGCGUGCUGGAAGUAUGAUUUUAGGGCAGAGCGCGUUAGUGGUCAAUCUACGAGGAGUCAAAUUCCUGCGUACGAAAUGCGCGAUAACUGGGAGAGCUGGUGCGCUGGAUAA
Messenger RNA from Colletotrichum gloeosporioides, 1329 nucleotides. RefSeq lists its product as uncharacterized. The transcript has a single exon. The record is from RefSeq and is a predicted model, not a curated record. Lineage: Eukaryota; Fungi; Ascomycota; Sordariomycetes; Glomerellales; Glomerellaceae. Bases 1 to 1329 code for a protein of 442 amino acids.